Molecule: messenger RNA, 1318 nt
Organism: Drosophila mojavensis
Lineage: Eukaryota; Metazoa; Arthropoda; Insecta; Diptera; Drosophilidae
Gene: HemK1
Product: MTRF1L release factor glutamine methyltransferase
Exons: 3
Coding region: 112-1125 (337 amino acids)
Biological process (GO): protein methylation
Cellular component (GO): mitochondrion
Molecular function (GO): protein methyltransferase activity; nucleic acid binding
Source: RefSeq, a predicted model, not a curated record
AGUUGUGGCGGCUGGCGAUUAAUGGAACAACAGCUGUUUUGUAAAAUUCGGCCCGCAAAGUCGGCACAAAAUUUUUAAUCAAUACGUUAGGUAAUAAAGCUAAAUUAAAUAAUGUUAAAAUAUCUAACGCAGCCGCUGCGGAGAACGACGGAAAUUGCAAGGCGUUCGUUCUGCAAUAGUAAACUGAGCGGCAGCAGCGCAAAAGUAACAGCGGCGACAACAACAACAACGCCAACUGUGGGCCCUUUGAUUGAGGUUCGUGAGGCGCUCGACGGAUGGAGCGACAAAUUAAAGGAGGCGGGCGUCAGUGACAUUGACUUUAAUCUAAAAUGCAUUGUCUCACAUGUGCUGCAGCGAAAAUUUAAUACCGUGCCGGAUGACUUUGCCCAGCUGAAGUUCAACUCGGAGCAGCUAGCUGACUUUGAGCGCUUCCUCGAAGCGCGUUGCGCUCGCAUGCCGCUGCAGCACAUUAUCGGCGAAUGGGAUUUUAUGGACAUAACACUGAAGACGGCACCCACUGUCUUCAUACCACGCCCAGAAACGGAGGAGUUUAUCCGCUUGGUUAUUGAAAACUAUCGCAAGGUCGAGCAUGUGAAUAUGCUCGAAGUCGGUUGCGGCUCUGGAGCCAUGUCGCUGUCCAUGCUUCACGCUUUGCCUCAAGUAGACGCGACGGCCAUUGAGCGCAGCAAGGCCGCAACAAAGCUGGCCUGGGAGAAUGCCAAGCUGCUCGGGCUCCAUCAGCGCUUCAAGGUCUUCAAUCACACCAUGGAAACGGACAACUACUUGCCCACUGAGCUGCAGGACAAGCAAUACGAUCUGAUCAUCUCCAAUCCUCCCUAUGUGAAAACCGAGGAGUUUCAGUUUUUGCAUCCCGAAGUUGUUGUGUACGAGAACCUAAACGCUUUAGAUGGCGGCUCGGAUGGACUGCGCGUGGCUCGUUUGGUCUUCGAGCUGGCCUGCCGGCAUUUGCGACCUGGAGGCCAGCUGUGGCUGGAGCUGGGCAACGAUCAUCCGCCUCUGGUGAAAACCAUCAUGAAUAUGCAGUAUCAAGGUCGCUUGAAUUUUGUGCAGAGCUACGAGGAUCAGUAUAAGCGCGAGCGCUUCGUCCAAUUGGAGAGAGUCUAGGGCUCCAGCACUCGGACACAACAUUUAAUUAAUUGAACCUGAUUAAUGCAAUUAGAAUUAGUCGCAAAUGCAUUUAUCUGUGAUGUGACCUACAUAGACACCCAAAAUACCAAUUACCUGAGAGGCUAUCACAUAUGUAUACACACAUGCAUAUAUAUACUUAUGAAUAUAUAUAGAAAAUAUGUUUAUAUUA